AUGGCCAGCCAUGAACAGAGUCACCAGUCUGACAACCCAAGCCCCCAGCCAAGCACCUCGGGGUAUCCCCUGGAGGCAAAAAAGUCUUACCUCGUACCCUGGGUUCUUUACUCAGCCCGCUGUGUGGAUUCCAGCCCCCUGCCUGCAACCUCAGGUGGCUGUAAGAGGAAAAGAAAGAGGCCAACCAAGGAGGAGGCGGGGGAGGAAUUGGAGGAGGAGACCGCCCCCAGGCCUGAAAAUACAUGGGCCAUAGAGACCGUGUGCGGCCUGAAAAUGAGGCUGAAGAAGAAGCGCACCUCCACGGUGCUGCCCGAACACCACGAGGCCUUUGCCAGGCUGCUCAAGGAUCCUGUCGUGAAAGGGUUCCUGGAGUGGGACAAAAGCCUGAGGCUCACGGACAAGUACCUACUGGCGAUGGUCAUCGCUUACUUCAGCCGCGCGGGCCUCUUCUCCUGGCAGUACCAGAGAAUUCACUUCUUCCUGGCCCUCUACCUGGCUCUUGAUAUGGAAGAGAAUUACCACGCCCCUAAAGAGGCCAUCUUUUCCUUCCUCUAUGGGGACAGCAACUGCGCCCGGCGUCCCUUGUUCCACAAACUACGAUUUCAGUUCUUUCGUUCCAUGGGCUACAGGGCGUGGGUCUCCAAGGAAGAGUGUGAAGAGAUCCAGGCCUUUGAUCCCGAGCUGUGGGUGUGGAGGCGAGAUCGCGGCCUCCUUUCUGAAAUCAAGAAGCCCGAGGUCGCUGCACCCACGGGAGAUUCCAGUUCUCAGCAGCAAGUGAAUCCAGGCGCUAAUGACAGGCCUGAGGAAGGGAAAGAGGAGCCUCCGGUGCAGAUAACCUAG
Messenger RNA from Artibeus jamaicensis (Jamaican fruit-eating bat), 840 nucleotides. RefSeq names its product speedy protein E4-like. Gene Ontology annotation, molecular function: protein kinase binding. Gene Ontology annotation, biological process: positive regulation of cyclin-dependent protein serine/threonine kinase activity. The record is from RefSeq and is a predicted model, not a curated record. Lineage: Eukaryota; Metazoa; Chordata; Mammalia; Chiroptera; Phyllostomidae. Bases 1 to 840 code for a protein of 279 amino acids. The transcript has 7 exons.